Messenger RNA from Miniopterus natalensis, 1929 nucleotides. It is a transcript of the gene MOB1A, whose product is annotated as MOB kinase activator 1A. The record is from RefSeq and is a predicted model, not a curated record. NCBI's taxonomy places the organism in Eukaryota, Metazoa, Chordata, Mammalia, Chiroptera, Miniopteridae.
GGAGGCAGAGAAGGUAGGAGCAGAAGCUCGCAUCCGUUUAUACUGGCUCGACCCCCGCGCGGACCUGCGGCGGCCAGUUUUCCGCGGUCGGCCGGCUGAGGACUCCGCUACCUCUCAGUUCUCGUGCGGCCUCCGAAUCCUGACUGCGGCAGGGGCCAGCAGCCCUUCCCCUCCCCUCUGAGGAUAGAAGAUGAGCUUCCUCUUCAGCAGCCGGUCUUCUAAAACAUUCAAACCAAAGAAGAAUAUCCCUGAAGGUUCUCAUCAGUAUGAACUCUUAAAACAUGCAGAAGCAACUCUAGGAAGUGGGAAUCUGAGACAAGCUGUUAUGUUGCCAGAGGGAGAGGAUCUCAAUGAAUGGAUUGCUGUUAACACUGUGGAUUUCUUCAACCAGAUCAACAUGUUAUAUGGAACUAUUACAGAAUUCUGCACUGAAGCAAGCUGUCCAGUCAUGUCUGCAGGUCCAAGAUACGAAUAUCAUUGGGCAGAUGGUACUAAUAUUAAAAAGCCAAUCAAGUGUUCUGCACCAAAAUACAUUGACUAUUUGAUGACUUGGGUUCAGGAUCAACUUGAUGAUGAAACUCUUUUUCCUUCUAAGAUUGGUGUUCCAUUUCCCAAAAACUUUAUGUCUGUGGCAAAGACCAUUCUGAAACGUCUGUUCAGGGUUUAUGCCCAUAUUUAUCACCAGCACUUUGAUUCUGUGAUGCAGCUGCAAGAGGAGGCCCACCUCAACACCUCCUUUAAGCACUUUAUUUUCUUUGUUCAGGAGUUUAAUCUGAUUGAUAGGCGUGAGUUGGCACCUCUUCAGGAAUUAAUUGAGAAGCUUGGAUCAAAAGACAGAUAAAUGUUUCUUCUAGUACACAGUUACCCUCUUGCUUCAUCUACUGCUAGAGCUAUCUCAUUGCUAUCUGUUAGAGACUAGUGAUACAAACUUUAAGAAAACAGGAUAAAAAGACACCUAUUGCCUGUGUCUACUGAUAAAAAUUGCCCCAAAGGUAGGUUGGCCUAAUACCUUCAGAGUGAGAAAGUCAGGACACAAGCCGAAUCUGAAGCACUGUGUGACCACUCUUGUUACUGUCACUGAGUCACACUUGGUUUUCAUAUAUCAUGAUUCAUCGGUUUACUUAUUCUUUUACUAAAGAAAAUGAUGUUGUCUGUUUCAGGUUACAGCAUAGUGGAUAUUGAGAAUUUCCACCAAUAAUUUAUUAACAAGUUUCCACAACAAAUUUGCUAAUAACUCAAUAGGUUUUAUUCUGUUUGUAGAAGAGGUAUUUUUAAGUUUCCUUAAGAUUUAGAACAAUUUGUGUCACUUUGGAUAACAGUUUAGUUUGAAGUUGUAUACUAGUGUUUUUAUAGAUAAUACAUAUAUGUAUAUUUUUUCACAAUCCAUGAUUGCCAUUUAAAUCAUCAUAUGACAUGUAUGGGAGCAACCAAAGUUAUUUCUAAAAUGACUUUAUUUUUUAAUCUUUAUUGGAUUUUAUUCACAUACGAACCUAUCUGUUUAGGAGUAUGUGUGUAUCAGAAAUAAUUUUUUUUUAAGGCAUCUAAGGUAGUCUUGUAGAUUUUUUUAAAAAAUAGUUCAUUCAGGUUAAUUUGAAUAUGUAGCUUUUGGCCGACAGAAAGCAAACUUCCAAAAAAGUACGACAAAUUAAGGUCUUAAACCACUAUUUUUUCACUUACGUUGUCUUUCAGAAAGCCUUGAAGUUCUGGAUAGGAGAAUGGAAGAAAAUGCUCAGAUUACUUGAUUUGAUUUGUUUUGUUUUGAGUUUCUUUUUUAAAAAAAUUACUUCUGUGUGUUUUUUGUGUGUGGCUUGAGACUUAGUGAAGAGUACUGUAGAAAUGCACCAACUUUAUCCCAAUAAGGAUAAAACUCAAGGAAAACCACAAUAAAAACACCUGGAAAGGUGUACAGAUUUUGUAACACAGCGAAAA